Molecule: messenger RNA, 3459 nt
Organism: Lasiosphaeria miniovina
Lineage: Eukaryota; Fungi; Ascomycota; Sordariomycetes; Sordariales; Lasiosphaeriaceae
Product: P-loop containing nucleoside triphosphate hydrolase protein
Exons: 2
Coding region: 186-3344 (1052 amino acids)
Molecular function (GO): ATP-dependent chromatin remodeler activity; ATP binding
Source: RefSeq, a predicted model, not a curated record
CUGUAUUUGGGGCCCGGGCAGCGGUCAACGUUGACGUUGCACACAGCUCUGCCGAUUCACUCAGGUGCCCAUACGCCGCCAAAUAUACCCACACCUUACCUUCCUUACGCGACAACUUCCAAAAAACAAAAGCCACGCCAGCUAUCCCACCGACUGCACAGCGGCGACAUGACCACCCCUCGACAAUGGCGGCUCUCGCAAUCGAAAUCUCGGACGGCGAGAGCACUGCAUCCACAAAUAUAAACUUGAACAUGACCCAAAAGCGCAAGCCAAGCCCCGACAUCGAAGAAAAGGUUGCUUGGACAGAGGACGACGAUAGCGACGGCCAUGAUUACUACCUAAACUGCAGACCAACGAAGCGCCGUGCCACAACCAAGAAAAAGGCCCCGGCAGACAAGAGUGCCAGCCGCACCCGUGGCGCUCGUGGCGCUCGUGGUGUGCGUGGCGCCCGUGGCAGACCCAAGCCGUCGAGAAAUGCAAGUGUAAUCUUGAGUGCCUCGGCCGACGAGGUCCAAGAGUCGAGCGCCCAGGGCGACUAUGCCGAGGCACGCGUCCCCGAAUACCUCAGACGGAGGCGCCAGCGCUUCGACAAAGACCGGACCGUACUCAAGGACGCAGGCUUGAAGCUGCCUCCCGACUACAACGACAUCUACUUCUCCGACGACGAGCGCCUGUCCAGCCUCGACAAGCGCCCCAAGUUCGACGAAAUCAGCGGCAUCAAGCCCUGCCGCCCCUACAAGGACAUCGAGCUCGAGUACUCGGCCGGCAUCAUCCCAGCCCCAAUCGCCCAGUACCUCCGCGACUACCAGAUCGCCGGCGUCAAGUUCCUGCAUCAGCGCUUUGUCUACCAGAAAGGCUGCAUUCUUGGCGACGACAUGGGUUUGGGGAAGACGGUCCAGAUCGCCGCAUUCCUCGCCGCCGCCUUUGGUAAGACGGGUGACGAGCGUGACGCAAAGCGGAUGCGGAAGAUGCGCCGCGCCGGCGACCAGUGGUACCCGCGGGUCCUGAUCGUGUGCCCCGGCUCGCUGAUCCGUAACUGGAAGAACGAGCUCAACCGCUGGGGCUUCUGGCACGUCGAUCUGUAUCACGGGCCCGACAGAGAGGCCGUACUGCAAACCGCAAAGGCCGGGAGACUCGAGAUCAUGAUCACGACGUUUACCACGUACCAGAAAUCCCACGAGGCUGUUAACGGCAUCGAGUGGGACUGCGUCGUGGCCGACGAGUGCCACGCCCUCAAGGACCGCAAGUCGGGCAUCACGCAAGCCAUGGACCAGAUCAACUCGCUGUGCCGGAUAGGAUUGACCGGGACUGCCAUCCAGAACAAGUACGAGGAGCUCUGGACGCUCCUGAACUGGACCAACCCGGGCCAUUUCGGGACCCUGGCCGAGUGGAACAACACGAUAGCCAAGCCCCUGGCUGUCGGCCAGUCUCACGACGCCACUGUCAAGCAGCUCAGCCUGUCGAGGGCGACGGCAAAGAAGCUGGUCCAGAACCUGCUCCCCGAGUUCUUUCUGCGCCGCAUGAAGACGCUGAUUGCCGACCAGCUCCCCAAGAAGAGCGACAAGGUCGUAUUCUGCCCCCUGACAGACAUACAGCGAGACGCCUACGAGAACUUCCUUGCCGGGUUCAACGUGGGCUUCAUCAACUCCAUCUCGGAUCCGUGCCCGUGCCAGUCGGGCCGCAAGAAGGGCUGGUGCUGCUACAAGAACCUGCCGGACGGCAAGGGCUGGAUGUCGAUCGUGUUCCCAUGCAUAAUGGCGCUGCAGAAACUAGCGAACCACCUGACGCUGCUCAUCCCGUCCUCGUCGGACCCGCGCGACAAGCAGCAGUCGGCCCUCAGGGCGCUGCAGACUUGCGUCCCGGACGAAUGGGAAGAGCUCUACCGGAACCGGGACUCGAUGCUCAGCCUGGCCAAUCCCGAGUUUUGCGGCAAGUGGAAGAUCCUGAAGAAGCUUCUGCGGUUCUGGCACGAGACCGGCGACAAGGUGCUCGUCUUCUCGCACAGCGUGCGCCUGCUGCGCGUGCUCCAGCACCUCUUCCACAACACGAGCUACAACGUCAGCUUCCUGGACGGGUCGCUGAGCUUCGAGGAGCGGCAGCGCGUCGUCGACGACUUCAACUCGGACCCCGGCCAGUUUGUCUUUCUCAUCUCGACCAAGGCGGGCGGCAUGGGGCUCAACAUCACGUCGGCGAACAAGGUAGUCAUCUUCGACCCGCACUGGAACCCGUCGUACGACCUGCAGGCGCAGGACAGGGCGUACCGCAUCGGCCAGGUGCGCGACGUGGACGUGUUCCGGCUCGUCUCGGCGGGCACCAUCGAGGAGAUUGUCUACGCGCGGCAGAUCUACAAACAGCAGCAGGCAAACAUUGGCUACAACGCGUCCAACGAGCGGCGCUACUUCAAGGGUGUGCAGCAGGACAGCAACCGGAAGGGCGAGAUCUUUGGGCUUAACAACCUCUUCAGCUUCCGCGCCGACCAGGUGGUGCUGCGCGACAUUGUCAACAAGACCAACAUUGCCGAGGCCAAGGCCGGAGUCAACCUGACCGAGAUUGAAGCCAAGGACGAGGGCGACGACGAGCUGGGCCUCGUCAAGCAAGAGGACGACGACGACGAGGGCGGCAUGCGGCAGCUGGCCAAGAUCCUCACGGCCGAGGACCAGAAGGAGCUGGUCCGCAAGGCCAACAAGCCCAAGACGGAUGCCAUCGCCGCCAUCCUGGCCUCGGCCGGCGUCGAGUACACGCACGAGAACUCGGAGGUCAUCGGCACGAGCAAGGUCGAGGCGCAGCUCUCACGGCGCGCCGAGCUGGCCGCCGCGGGGGACGACGACUCACAAAGCCCUGGGGGGGCCGGCGACAACUACCUGAACAGCGCCCUGUUCGCUGACAGCCAGGCUAAUAGCGUGCCGGGGUACGGGGGGAUGAAGGCGCACUACAAGUUCAACCCGCCGCUCGACGUCAGGCGCCGGCAGUUCUGCUCCAUGGCGCGCGAGUUUGGCUUCGCGACGGCCAUCGACUUUGCGCUCGUCGUCGAGAGCUGGACGCAGGAGCAGCGCCGCAACUGCCUAGACACGUUCUACCGGCUGCGCGAGGCCAAGCUGGCGGCCGAGGCGGAGAGGGAUGAGAUAAAGCAAGAGGGCGGCGGCGGUGUGGAUUUCAUGGACGUGGAUGGACCUGGGAAGCGCGAGGGCGGUAGGGGUGUUGUUAGUAAGAUAGAGAAAGUGGAGGAACAGUUCGAAGGGAAGACGGAGCCGCUUGCGGCCGGUGUCAAGACUGAAGACAAGAAGACGGGGAUUUUUUUGUAUAACGAUGAUGAUGAUGACGACGACGAUGACGACGAGCUUUGACUUUUUUCCGUUUCUGGUUUUUGGGGGGGUUAUUUCUGCUUUUCUUUCCUUUUUAUACAGCUAUGCCUAUGGCGUUUUUAGAGGUCAGGAAUUGAUACCCUUGCUGCUGGUGUUG